AUGGAGUGGUACCCACGCGCGAUGAAACGAACGCUGGGGAGGCCCCCAGCACGAUGGCGAGAUCCAAUCGUGCGCCUUUAUGGUGUCACCUGGUCUCGUACCAGCACGAUGGCGAGAUCCAAUCGUGUGCCUUUAUGGUGUCACCUGGUCUCGUCAGGCUCAGGAUCGAUCAAAAUGGAGAAGUUGCCAGCUGCAUCGAUGGCGUGA
Gongylonema pulchrum is the source of this 207-nucleotide messenger RNA. NCBI's taxonomy places the organism in Eukaryota, Metazoa, Nematoda, Chromadorea, Rhabditida, Gongylonematidae. The record is from the annotation of a GenBank genome assembly.